This is a messenger RNA of Psammomys obesus (fat sand rat), 1426 nucleotides long. It is a transcript of the gene Fkbpl, whose product is annotated as FKBP prolyl isomerase like. The coding region runs from base 349 to 1401 and encodes 350 amino acids. NCBI's taxonomy places the organism in Eukaryota, Metazoa, Chordata, Mammalia, Rodentia, Muridae. The record is from RefSeq and is a predicted model, not a curated record. The transcript has 2 exons. Gene Ontology annotation, molecular function: protein binding.
CUGAGUCGUCACGAACGAGAUCCAUCUACACCUUCCGUAGCGGGGAAGAGACCUGUCGGCCGCGCUCCACUCACUGGAACGCACUGGACAAGCUGAGCAGGCGCGGAAGGAGGUCGCCGAGGGCCUAGGCCGUUGGCCGAGGUGCGUCCCCUGGGCAGGAGCGCUAAGAUUCCCAGGCAGCUCCUCACACGGUCGAAAUCCAGGCCUGAAACGGAAAUGAACGUCUUUCCCAGGGAUGGGCACGCACAUUCGAGCUGGAAAACAACCGGAUCGAGGCCGCGCUUGAAGGUCUGAACUACGCUUGGUCCACCACUCACUAGUCCAGACUGUUCCUUAAUCUUACCUACUAUGGAAGGGACAGGAGGUCAAGUGGAGACCUCACCUAUCAGCCCAGUGAAAGAGAAGGACACCGCUCAACCUCAGCAGCAGGAAGAGAACGCCCAGCAAAACCUAGAUGCAACCAUUGAAGUUGGGCAGCGGCCCCCAGGGCCUCCCGCUGAAGGCCCGGGAGUGAGACCAGAUGCAGCAGCCAGUCAGACAGCAGAGAAUCCGCAAGAGAUUGAAAACCCCAUGGCUGGGCUUGAAGGUGACUCUGCUAAAUCUCACGAGACCGCAGAACAUCUCCCAGCUUCCAAUCUCUGGUACUGCCCCGAUGGCAGUUUUGUAAAGAAGAUCACAGUCCGAGGCCAGGGCUUAGAUAAACCCAAGCUGGGCUCCCAGUGCCGAGUGUUGGCUUUGGGGUUUCCGUUUGGCUCUGGGAUGCCAGAGGGCUGGACAGAACUAACCAUAGGCAUGGGGCAAUGGAGGGACAGAAUUUGGGGGGAGCUCACAGAAAAAUGCCUGGAGUCCAUGUGUGAAGGUGAGGAAGCGGAGAUUCGUCUUCCGGGAUGCUCCACACCUCUUUUCAAGCUCAGACUGGAUUCCUUCUCUAAGGGCAGGGACUCCUGGGAGUUGGAGGCUUUGGAGAAGGAAGCCCUGGCCAGGGAAGAACACUCACGCGGCACAGAACUGUUCCAAACUGGGAACACUCAAGGGGCUGCCCGAUGCUAUGGGCGGGCUCUCCGACUGCUGCUCACCUUGACCCCACCCAGGCCCCCACAGCUAACUGUCCUUUAUUCCAAUCUGGCUGCCUGCCAGUUGCUGCUCGGGCAGCCCCAGCUGGCGGCCCAGAGCUGUGACCGAGUGCUGGAGCGGGAGCCGGGCCAUUUGAAGGCCUUAUACCGAAGGGGGGUUGCACAGGCCGCCCUUGGGAACCUGGAGCAAGCAAGUGCUGACCUCAAGAAAGUUCUAGCAGUAGAUCCCAAGAACCGUGCCGCCCAGGAGGAGCUGCGGAAGGUGGCCAUUCGGGAAAAGAGACAGGAUGCAGGGCUGGCUCGGGGGCUGCGCAAGAUGUUCAGCUAAUUAAAAAGUUACAUUUCAAAAGAGA